Molecule: messenger RNA, 3616 nt
Organism: Ambispora leptoticha
Lineage: Eukaryota; Fungi; Glomeromycota; Glomeromycetes; Archaeosporales; Ambisporaceae
Source: the annotation of a GenBank genome assembly
AUGGCAACCCUCGAAACUACACACAGUUACUCGCCUACCUGGCUUGGUCUGGCAACACAGCUUGGAAUAUCUGCUGGCAUAUCAAUUUAUUGUUUGCUACAGUUUGAGUGGAAUCGUCGUAAGAAGUCCAUGCAAUAUCUAUAUACUCCAAGAACAAGGCUUUCAGAGAAGACAUCUCCUCCAAUACCUCAUGGUCUCUUCUCAUGGAUAAAAGCAACGAUAUUCCUACCCGAGAGCUUUUACUUACAAAAUGUGGGCCUAGACGCGGUCAUGUAUCUCCGUUUUCUGAAUAUGGCGCUAAAAUUUCUGUUACUUAACGUCGUGGUGGUAUGCUCGAUUUUAAUGCCAAUAAAUUAUUUUGGGAAAGGUGAAGAAAAAGGGGUGCAAGUGUUUUCUGUGAAUAACCUCAGCAAUAGCCAUUACGUUUCUCUCUGGGCACACAUGAUUUGCACGUAUGUUGUUAGUAUUAGUUGGAUGUACUUGUUGUUCGUAAACUAUUGGGAUUAUAUGAUGAUGCGUAAAGAUCAUUUUUUGAAUAAAGCGAAAAGGGGGUCGGUGAGUGCACGGACGGUGAUGGUGUCACGGAUUCCGGAGGAACUUCGAUCUGAGGAAAAAUUAAAAUCGCAUUUUGAGUCGUUGGGAGUUGGACAGGUGGAGUCUGCUAGGUUGGUUAGACAUAUGGGAAAAUUGAAUAGAAAGAUUACUAGACGUGAGAACGCGCUUAUCGCGUUGGAAAAAGCACAUAUACAAUUAGCUAAGAACGUUUUUAAUGCUAUUAAAAAGCGGAAAUGGUAUCAUUUCGGAUUUGGAUUCAAACCAAAGCCUAUUUCGGGUUCCGAAAAAAAUAACAACGGUAACAGUAACAAUGAUGAUGAUCCUUCAUUGGAACUAGAAGCUGGUAAUUCCAAAGAAUAUCAGCAUCUUCAAUCAUUCGUUGAUUUAUUGGAUAGACGAAAAAAGAGAAAAUCAAACACUUCUGAAGAUCAAAACCAAUCUGUAAUCAAAACUUCUGCAAUUUCCGCAAACACAAGCACUUUCUCAUCAAGCGAAGAUUUCCUAGAUCAAGAAGAUGGCUAUGGCCGUCAAUUUCUUAUCUGGGAAGCACUCGCACAGCUUAAAAAGUCAACUUUGGAUAAAUAUCAGCCAACUCAUAGAACCGGAUAUUUUGGGACUGGGAAUCGCGUGCGUUCAAUCGAUCAUUUCCUAAAAAAAUUCAAUUUUUUGGAUAGGCGUAUUGCAGAAAUACGCGCGAAGUCCGUAAACGAGAGACCACCCAGACCAACGAGCACUGGCUUUGUCACAUUCACUCAUCAUACUAAUGCGAAUAUGGCCGCACAAUGUAUCAUGAGCACAAAACCGCAUACCUGUACCACGAAAAUGGCACCUGAACCCCGAGAUAUACUUUGGGAAAAUUUAUCGAUGCCUUUUCGGGAAAAAAUGGUACGAUCCUUGAUUGUUAAUGCUAGCGUCUGGGCUUUAACGAUAUUUUGGCUCUUUCCCAUAUUCGCCUUUCUUACCCUUACCUCGAUUGAUUCUCUUUCACAAAGAAUUCAUUUUUUGGGUCCAUUUUUAGAGGCACGACCUAUUGUGCGUACAAUAUUACAGAACGUGUUACCGACCGUAUUGGUUUCUUUCUUUAUGGCCAUGUUACCUUGGAUUCUAAUGGAAAUAUCGAAACAAGAAUGUUUUCCCUCUUAUUCUGAACUUGAGGAGGCUGUUUUAGUUCGAUAUUAUCAAUUCUCUUUUUUCAAUGUGUUUAUCGUGUUUUUAUUGGGUAUAACAUUUCUCGAGUCAAUAUUUGACGUGAUAAAUCAACCCACCAGCAUUAUAGAGACACUAGCAAAAAGUUUACCACAGGGGGCAACAUUUUUCAUAAAUUAUAUUAUUUUCAAUAUUUGUACUCAUGGUCUUGAACUUUUACAAGUGGGAUCACAACUCUUUCUUCAUAUAAUCCUUACGUCAGAAUUCAUCGCCACAACUCCGCGAAUGCUUCAACGAGUUACCCAUCCAUGGUCCUUCCAAUUUUACUACUAUUAUCCAAAUCAUAUACUCGUGCUCGUCAUCACCAUCACUUACUCCACGAUAAAUCCGUUAAUUCUAAUAUUUUCCCUUGUCUAUUAUGCGGUGGCCUUAGUAGUGUAUAAGCAUCAAUUUGCGUAUUGUUAUGUACGACGUUAUGAAUCUGGCGGGAAAUUUUAUCGAAGAGUUUUCGGUUAUACUACUGACGGAUUGAUUAUCUUUCAACUCACCAUAAUUGGAUUGAUUUGGCUAAGAACAGCUCUUAUCGUAGGUGCCUUUUUAGUGCCAUUGCUUGCCGGGACUAUCUAUUUCAAAUAUUAUUGUCAUAAAACUUUUCACUCGAGAACUCACUAUAUGGCCUUGGAUACCCGGCUUGAAUUGGAAGCUGCCGAAAAAGAUAAACAAGAUGAAUCGCAAACAGCAGAUGACCAGACUGGAAAUAAUUCAUCCGUAAUGGCUUCUCAAUCGGAAAGAAUUCAAAGUGAAAGAGAAGAGGCGGAAAGAAAAGAACAAGAAGAAUCUUCUAAUCUCAAUGCUAGUAUCGAGCCAAUAAUUUCGCAAGAUGCUGUCGCCGAAAGUUUCAAAAGAUUGUCGGAAAAUAAUGAAAGCAUUGAUAGUCUCUCUGAUAAUUCUACCGCAGUCUACAAAAGUUCUGAUAAUAAUAAUCGAGGAACUAAUGAUCAGUCCAUUCACACAUCAAAACGCGAGGGACCUCGUGUUAGACUCAGCUUGGGACCGACGACAACUGCAGUGCCAGGACAGAGCUCAGUUGAUCUCACAAAAGACACGUCAUCAGAUGAACUAAAUGUCGACAUUUCAACAAACGGACGCACUACACCUAUAUUAAAAGUGGAUAUUGCGCCAUCAGGAUACAAAGGAAUAACAACUAAAGCAAUACCGGGGUCACCAAUAAUGGUUUCUACUUCUAAUGAACCCAUUCCUUUAAAAAAGAAAGAUGGCGAUGAUUCCAAAAAUGCUGCAGACGUUCUCCCAGAAUCUCGAAAUAAUGCUGAAAAACAAAAAGUCAUAACAUAUUCCACUUCACCAACUGCUAUGUCUCCAAAUCUAAUACGUUCCACAAGUUUUCUAAACAUUCCUACGCACACACCAAGAACUCCUUCUGGAAUCUUAUCACGUGCACUUAAUCUGACACACGAUCCAAAUUUUCAAAAGAUUCAGGAUGACAAAUCAUCUUAUCAAACGUACUUUCAUCCGAAUCUCGUAAAAGCAUUAAAUCGUAAACUUUGGCUACCACGAAAUCCCCUCAAGAAAAUUUCGGUCGAGGAUACAAUCGAGUUGGAUCGUGCAUUGACUUCAAGUGAAGGUGGAAGUGGAGUAGUCGGGUAUUGGGGUGGAACUUCUGGAUUUCUUGGCGAAGCUAGAAUCAGUAUGUAUGAUACCAAUAUAUUACCAACUUUUCCGGGUCACCAAGUAAUAAUACAUCGCCGUGCAAUUACUGAUAAUGUGAUCAGUCCGAUUUCACGUGAAUUUAAUGGAGAUUGCGGUGGCGAAUAUUUUCCACCUAUGUCGCCUUGUUCACCAGAUGAAGAGGGCUUUGUGAAUAAGGAUGAUUUUGCGGUUGGUGAAGUGGAGUCAG